GCCGCCGCGGUCAUCUCCCAGACACCCACCGGUCAGCCAUCGCCCCACCCAAAAGGAAGGAGAGAGACGCGCAGCAGAUCGCAAGCUCGUCGGCGAGGGAGAGCAGUGGGAGGCGGCGGCGAUGGGUUUCGUCAUGGAGUUCGCGGAGAACAUGAUCCUCCGCCUGAUGGAGGACCCGGACCGCCGCGACCAGGCCCAGCGGGAGCACGUCUACCGGAUGAAGGAGCGGUGCGAGCGCACCAAGGCGGCGUGGAGCCUCCCGCUGCGCCCCUACGGCUUCUGGACCUUCGACCGCUUCAACUCCCAGCUCUCCUGGGACCCCCAGAUCAGCCAGGCCGCCGGGCGCCGCGACCCCUACGACGACCUCAUCACCCGCCACUCUGGCACCCCGCCGUCGUCCUGAGCGCCGCCGACUCCCGCGCCGAUAUCCGUUGUGACGAAGUGUUGCCAUGUCGAAUCUACUUGGGCUAGCAAAAAAGGAACUCAUUCCUUCAAACUGAAUGUGAUUGCAUUCUCUUCUGUUUCGAAGUGUUAUCACCGAACUACCCUGCUUCCAGUUUCAAGUUGGCAUGGAAGCAGAAGUUGUCCUGAGCUUCCGUUCACGAUUGCAGUCUUCGUAUUAUGAAAUGUUUCAAUAAUCUUACUACUCAUUGGCUUCUGCUAUUUGGUAAA
Molecule: messenger RNA, 672 nt
Organism: Phragmites australis (common reed)
Lineage: Eukaryota; Viridiplantae; Streptophyta; Magnoliopsida; Poales; Poaceae
Exons: 2
Coding region: 122-403 (93 amino acids)
Source: RefSeq, a predicted model, not a curated record